GACAGGUGUGAUUACGUCUACGUCAAUGGCAAAGAGAUGAGAGGACGAGUCAGAAUGCUGGUGAACUUCACAUACGGUUAUCUGAGGGCUCAGUUGGAGGUGAAGGUCUGGAUUCCCAAACUGCCUCUGCACAUUGAAGUUUCAGAUACUGAACUCAAUCAGAUCAAAGGCUGGAGGAUUCCUGUAAACAGUAAUGCCCAGAGGUCGACACGGGACAGUGAAGAUGACGAUGACGAAGAGCGGAGAGGAAAGACGUGUACUCUACAGUACCAGAGGGCCAUGGUGCGUGUGCUCACACACUUUGUGGCCGAAUCCUCUGAGACACGUGGUCAGCUGGCCCACAUGCUAGGCAGUGAUUGGCAGGUGGAUAUUACGGAGCUGGUCUGGGACUUCUUGAAAGUAGAGAAUCCCCGAAUCGCCAGGCUGAGAGAGGGACGUGUUUUGGAGGGCAUGGACACAGGCAUGACCAGCAUUCAGGUUCUGUCUCCGCUGUCAGACUCUAUCCUGGCAGAGAAGACGGUGAGGGUUGUGGAUGAACGAGUGACCAUCACUGAACUGGGGCUGCAGUUGGUCAGUGGUCUCACACUCAGCCUGCAGCUCAGCACAGGAAGUAACCGAGCCAUCAGCGCCACGGCAACCACACAGGAAGUGCUCAGCAAUCCUAAACAGGAGGCGCUGAUCAGUGCUUGGCUGCAGUUCAGUGACGGCUCCAUGGCUCCUCUGGACCUGUACAACCCAGAGCACUUUGUCCUGACCGCUACUUCUCUGGACGAGGAUGUGGUGUCCAUACGGCAGGACGCUGCGAGCCAGUGGCCGGUUAUUUCAGCGCGAGCCGAGGGACAAGGCCUGCUAGUGCACGUAGAAAUGACGCUGUGUGAAGCGUGUCAGAAAUUUAAGCGCCGAAGUGUCCUAGCGGCCGGAAACUGCAACAUCCGUGUGAAGUUUGGGCGCAGCGAAAGCGCCUUGAGGCCGGGUGACUACGGCCAAGACGGAGAGGACAUGGACAACAGACCAGGUGACCACAGACAGAACCCGUCCCUCCCGGACAGGACCGGAAUGGACAACCACUACUAUGGAAGCUCCAUCUCAGACAUAGAGGACGGCAUCAUGAGACGAAUCACCACCACCACCAAAACAGCCAUCAUCAGAAGACCAGGUGGAGACAAGCUCUCGGACGACGGGAGCCAGUUGCCUGGCAUUCCGAUCGACUUCUCGGACUUCCCCGCUCAAGUGGACCUUCCCCGAGGACACAACGUGGACGAAGACGACAUUCAAAUACCUCAUGGACUUACUGACCUUGAAAUUGGGAUGUACGCGUUGUUAGGUGUCUUUUGCUUGGCUAUUCUGGUCUUCCUCAUCAAUUGCAUCUCAUACACUCUCAAGUACCAACACAAGGAGAUGUCGAUCGAGGGCCAGGAGAGCAUGAACCACGCUCACGACUGGGUGUGGCUGGGAAACGACGCCGAACUUCUGGAGAGCCACGUGAGUUUGUCUCCGCAGAGCGACGAGCACAUCACCAUCAUGGACUCCAGCUUAGGAGGGUUAGAAGAAGGGAGCCACCUUCUCAACGGCGGUUCUGUGCAGAAGAACGUCCAAGGCCAGGUGCACAGAGGAGCCGACACCGCCACAGUCUGCACGGGGAAAGACAGCAAAGGCGAUUCGCCAACGACCAAAAGGAAACGUGUGAAGUUUUCCACGUUCACCACCAUCCCGGUGGAAAGCGUUAGUCCCGCGAAGGAAAAUUUGGGAGUCGAUCCUGACGAUGACAUUAAGUGGGUGUGUCAGGACGUCGAGCUUGGCGACUCCAAGGAGCUACGGAACUACAUGGAAAGACUAAACGACAGCGUUUUAAAGGAAGUGGCUUAGUCGAAUCAAUGUGUGCUAACCGAACUCACCCAUAUGCCUUUGGAAAAGAGACAGGGAACAACCGCUACAUAAACCUUACUGAACACAACACUUCAGCCAUUACAUAAAGGAUGUCUAGCGUUCUUGUGGUUUGACAUGACAACAGUGGGACAAUGUUAAGACUUUUUAAAAGAUGAAUCAAAUCAAAAUUUUUUGUAUCUUCAUUUAUAUUGUGUUCUCUCCUCAUUUUUUUUUAAAUGAUUUUAUUUUAGCACCUUUUGUAGUUUAAAUAAAAAAACGAAACCGUAUUUCCAGGCUUGCCAAUGCUCUGCUCUCACUUAUGAGGCUACAGGACUGUACGCAGAUGGUGACGUGUAGAUUAAGGACUGUAAUAUUAAUGAAUCAUUGUAAAUAAAGUGCACAUAGAAUGG
Molecule: messenger RNA, 2276 nt
Organism: Pimephales promelas (fathead minnow)
Lineage: Eukaryota; Metazoa; Chordata; Actinopteri; Cypriniformes; Leuciscidae
Source: RefSeq, a predicted model, not a curated record